CAUUGCACAUUCUGCAACGGAGCUAAGCUUAGCUAGAGCUAAGAGAGAUUUGCGCGAUGGGGAGUGGGAAGAAGAGGGCGGCGCUUGCGUCCCUGUUCGGGUUCAAGAACAAGCGACAGGAGGAGGAAGAGGCCACGGCGGCGAGGCGGCAGCAGCAGCAUGCGGCGGCGGCGCCGCAGCAGAGGUACCAGUAUCACAGGGUGAGGCCGAGCGACGACGACGACUACGCCCGGCACUGGUACGCCGAACGCGACAUCGACCGGAAGGCCUCCGAGUUCAUCGACAAGGUCCACCGCCGGAUGCUCGCCAACGAGCAAGACGGAUAGCCACCGGCCGGGCCGCCGGUAUAGUAUAUAUGGAGUAUAUACGUACGUACCAGCAUGCCAAUGGAUCUAGCUAGAUCGUGCAUGCAGGCUAUGCAGCACUUGCGUGCAAGGUUGUGUGUGUGGGUGUGGGUGUGCGUGUGUCUGUGAUUAGUUGCUUUGCUUUGAUGGGUAUGUCGCCGGAUGUAUAUGUGACUAUGGUGUGGGUUGCCGCGUUCGUCCAUUGUUUCGGUAGGAUGAUACGUGUUUUCUUAAAU
Messenger RNA from Triticum urartu, 580 nucleotides. RefSeq lists its product as uncharacterized. The record is from RefSeq and is a predicted model, not a curated record. NCBI's taxonomy places the organism in Eukaryota, Viridiplantae, Streptophyta, Magnoliopsida, Poales, Poaceae.